UCACCUGAGGCGAAUGGACGGAAGCCGGAAUCUGACGUCAAACUCCCUCGGUCUCUGUCUCCUGCCUUCAGAGCUCAUACAAGAGAUUCUACUCCGGCUUGUCUUGCCGGAAAUCAUCCGUUUAAGAACUGUUUGUAAAACACUAACGUCGGUUAUCUCCGCCGAGGAUUUCCGACGUGAGUACAACUCCAGGUCCAGCUCCGACAGUUGGCUCUUCGUUUACAAGAAGAGAUCACCUCGUAAUUCCUUAUUGCACGGCUUCACGGACCGGUCAGACCGUUGGUUCAAAUUACAGGUAGCCGAGUUUUUGUUUCCAGCCGUUCCUCCGGGUGAGGAUCUUUACUUCCUGACCGCCUCCGGCAACUUCUUUCUCUUUGCGUCGAAUAACCGCCGGGAAGUGAUCGCCGUUAACCUGAAGAGCAACACCGUCAAGAGGAUCCCUCCAAGCCCAUUGGGUCCACGUGGGACGUCAUCGUGGCGACGAUCAGGACUGAAAUUAAUCGCCGGACCUCCCGGUUCCGACCGCUUCCAAUUUUUAUUUGCCGACUUAUACGAGAACCGCCCCACUCUGUUCGUGUAUGGCUCGGAAACGGACACGUGGCGGUCGAUGGAAGCCAUCGAGAGGGAAACCAAUCAGCCAGGUGUCACUGAGAAGGGGACAGUGUUUCUGAGUGUCGUCCAUCGGAGGACAGAGAGCGUUGUCAUCGCGCUUGGGCCCGAACGAGAGAAACCGAUGGUUCUACGGCCAAGAUUUGACGGGGGAGGCGUUGAGGAGAGGCUGGCAGUAGGAUUCGGUACGGCUGAUGCAAGCGAUCAGUUACACGUGUACGGUGAUGGUGACAUGGUGAUUAUUAGGUCGGAGUUGGUGCAUGGGCGUACAAGGAAGAUGAGGAUGUUUACGUGCAUAGAGCUUUGGCGGUUGAGCGUGGAUGGACGCGUGUGGGAGUUGGUCUCGAAGGUUCCAAGUGGAUUAGUGAAUAGGAUUAAGAAGGCUUACGGGGUAAUGACGGGUUGUUUGGAGGAGAGAGAUGGGAUAAUCAGGGUCGUUCUGGUGUCUAAUUGUGAGGGUUUGUGGGACCUGAUUUGGCUGACAUAUGACCUUAGGAUGGGAAAUUGGGCAUUGGUCCCAUUGCCUGAGUUCAGAAUGGAAGGCCUGAACAUGGCUGGGAUUGCUUUAUCAUCUGGUCUCUCACUCUUUUGAUUUUAUCAUGGAUCCUGAUCCAGCGGCUACAAGUCACCGAAGAGUAUGUUAUAGAUUGCCCAGUUUUGUCUUUUGUGCGUUGCAGCUUUUCAUUUUGGGUCUGAUUUGAUUUUGGUGUUAUCUGAGAAAGAUUGUUUUGUCCCUGUGGUAGUGUUUCAGCCUUGCAGGGAAGAGAAAGGGAAGCCAAACGAAACAAAUGCAGUCGUCUUUUCUUUCUCAAUCAAAAUUCGGGUGCAAUUGUAUUGCGCUGCGUGUUGUUGCAACGCAUUGAGAGUCGAGAUACCUGAAUUUCAAAUUGUGUUAUUGUACUACCUAAACUUAAAAAAAAAAAAAACUGUCAUGUUGGUUAAAAACCGUUAAAUUACAUUAAUCGACAAG
This is a messenger RNA of Nelumbo nucifera (sacred lotus), 1579 nucleotides long. NCBI's taxonomy places the organism in Eukaryota, Viridiplantae, Streptophyta, Magnoliopsida, Proteales, Nelumbonaceae. The record is from RefSeq and is a predicted model, not a curated record.